Messenger RNA from Penicillium atrosanguineum, 402 nucleotides. RefSeq names its product Endosomal protein P24B. The transcript has a single exon. The record is from RefSeq and is a predicted model, not a curated record. Lineage: Eukaryota; Fungi; Ascomycota; Eurotiomycetes; Eurotiales; Aspergillaceae. Bases 1 to 402 code for a protein of 133 amino acids.
AUGAAUCCAAGCAUCGCCUCCUUCCGCCUCGCUCUCCAAGGCACCUUAAGAGGCCUCCAAGCACGGAUCCAGAUCCAAACUCCACUCGCCCGUACCGUGGUACUCCGCGACCCACUCAGACAGACCAGGGCCCCGUCAUAUUCACUCAUGUUCUCGACUAAAUCGAUGUCCUCGAACAAGAUGUAUACCAAGACCAAGCCCAAGUCAAACCCAGAAGAGUCCGCCUCGGAUCCAUUGCAGACCUCAUCCGUGAGCCUCGAGUCUCUCGGCAUCGGAAAGAACAUGAAACUGUUGCUACUUGCUAUUCUCUGUGUGUUUGGCACAAUCGAGACUUGGUUCUGGUGCAAAGCUACUUGGAUUUGGUGGAAACGAGGGCAAGAAGUUAAUAAAGAAGCGAAAUAA